Messenger RNA from Vigna unguiculata (cowpea), 963 nucleotides. RefSeq lists its product as uncharacterized. Gene Ontology annotation, molecular function: nucleic acid binding; zinc ion binding. The record is from RefSeq and is a predicted model, not a curated record. Lineage: Eukaryota; Viridiplantae; Streptophyta; Magnoliopsida; Fabales; Fabaceae.
AUGGGACCCAGCUGGGUCAACCGCACACAGAAGAAUAGUGCUGAGGGAAGAUUCCAGAAGAAGCCCUAUAGUAGACCAGUUGCGUCUUUAUGGAAACCGAGGUGCUAUAAUUGUGGGGGUGAACAUCUGCAGCGAGAUUGUACUAGACCCACCCGCAGCGGAGGCAAUGGCAUGGGCACUCGUAAGUGCUAUGCCUGUGAUCAGCCAGGACACUUUGCCAACAGAUGUCCUAAUAGGAAGACUGCUCCAGCAUCACGACCUCAGCCAUCCUCAUCUGACAGGCCGAGAGCCGCAGGCCGGGUUUUUGCCAUGACCAGCACAGAGGCCACCCAGUCAGGUAAUCUGAUUCUGGAUCAUUAUUUACUUUUUGGUAACAGUGUGUUAGUGCUAUUCAAUUCAAGAGCUUCGCACUCCUUCAUAUCUCAUGAUUGCGUGAAGAAAUUGGGGUUGUCUACUCGUGACCUUGGAUGCGAGUUGAUAGUCUUGACACUCGUAUCUGUACAGGUUUCAACAAAUGUAGCCUGUGUUGGAUGCUUGAUGGAGGUAGAGGACAGACGCUUCAAAAUGAAUCUAGUUUGCUUGCCCUUGGAGGGAUUGAAGGUCAUACUGGGAAUGGGCUGGCUGUCUAUCAACCACGUGGUGCUUGAUUGUGGACGGCGCAGAAUUGUAUUCCCAGAAACAGAGGGGAUAGAGUUGGUGACGUCUGGAGAGGCAGUGAAAGAGAUGAAGAGGGGAUCGACUUGUUUUGUGAUAGUGACCCAAGAGAAGAAAAUGAGUAUAGAACAGCAGAUCAGUAAGAUACCGGUAGUGGAUGAAUAUGCCGACGUAUUUCCAGACGAGAUACCUGAGUUACCACCCAGCCGGGAUAUAGAUUUCUCAAUUGAUCUAAUCCUUGGAGCGGGUCCAGUGUCGGCAGCGCCAUACAGAAUGGCACCGGCUGAACUAGCAGAGUUGAAGAAUUAG